AUGAAAACGCUGACACGCGAGAUUAACGCGACGCUGUUGGCAAUGGAGAACUCAGGUGCAAUAUCGCCAAUCGACCGACGCAUGGCGAGAGCACAAGAAACGGCCCUAGCCCGAUUCUACGGUCUCCCAAAAGUGCACAAAGAGGGCGCUCCUCUCCGGCCUAUCGUGUCACUAAAGGGCCCUCCAACCUACGGACUCGCAAAGUGGCUGUUCCAACGCCUCAAGUUUCUGACCUCCGAUUCGAACACCACAGUCAGCUCGUCAACGCAAUUCUUGGAGAAACUUAAAGGAGUAAGUCUCCUGCCAAGUGAUAUCAUGGUUUCCUUUGAUGUCACGUCCCUUUUUACUUCUAUCCCGCAGGACCUGGCAGUCGAGACAAUCGAACUACUCCUACGAGAGAAGUACGACGAAACGGAGAAUCGCCUCGGACACGCCCAAAUCAUCCAGCUCCUGAAGUUCUGUCUCAAGACGUACUUUACAUUCGACGGAACAAUCUACGAGCAGGUGAAGGGAACGCCAAUGGGUUCGCCGAUUUCGGGACUCAUAGCCGAGGCGGUCCUUCAACGGCUGGAGUCGCUGGUUUUCCGACACCACAGACCGAAAUUCUGGGCUCGGUAUGUGGAUGACACCUUCGUCGUCAUCGAACGGGAUCAGGUGCUGACUCAACUCAACGCCGUCUUCCCGGACAUUCAAUUUACGAUGGAGGAGGAGGAAAACAAUCAGCUGGCCUUCCUGGAUGUCCUCGUCUGCCGCAAAGAUUGUGGUGGCCUAAAAACCAAAGUGUUCAGGAAAGCGACAAAUACGACGCAAAUACUGAACUUCAAUAGCGACCACCCGAUCAGUCACAAACGCAGUUGCGUAAGGGCGCUAUACCGGCGUGUUGAGACGCACUGCAGUGAAAUGGAAGACAAGGUUGCUGAAUUACAAUAUCUUCGACGGGUAAUGAGAGCCAAUGGCUACCCGCGCAACUUUGUCAACCAAUGCAUACGAAAAGGACACCAGAGACCAAAUCCAACUAGCCCCAAAUUUUGGCGGGCUCUUCCGUACGUGAAGAACGUCUCGGAAGCCGUCAGUCGUCUUCUCACUCCACUUGGAGUUGGUGUUGCACACAGGCCGGAAGCAACCAUUAGGCGCCAAGUAAUGAGGCCAAAAGACCCGCUGCCACGGCAGGAAACGUCUGGAGUCGUUUACCGGAUCUGGUGUAGUUGCGGACAAAGCAAUUAUGUCGGAGAAACUGGGAGAUUACUCCGUACGCGACUUGCCGAGCACGCAGCAGCAGUGAGGCGGGGAGACGCUAACUCUCAGGUGGCGGCACACUCGACGGGACCCGGCCAUAAUUUCAAAUUUCAAGAGGCCGAAGUCCUCGCAAGGGGUGACAACCGCGUGAGCCGCGAGCUGCUCGAGUCAUGGUUCUCAGGCCCGCAAUCCAUCAACAAACACAAUGACCUCCCGGUGGCCUAUUCCGUAUUGCGAUUUUCCCUGGGCAGGAGAAUCAGUCACGUGGGGAGGGCGCGGGUGAGCAAUUAUCACGGUGACAGUGAGCCAGUUUGCCGAGCAAUCGUCACACCAGCAUCGAGCACGGAUGACGAAAUCGCGGCAAUUAACAACUCGGACUCGGACCGCCAAGCCACCGCCGCAUCAAUUACGACCCCAGCGGCGAUUGUGAGAACUGUUAAUUGCAGUGCGCAUACGGUCCCACGGCAGCCACGUGCUAUAAAUACUGCAUUCCUGGUGCCACCUUUACCUCUAUCUGCGAAUGUCUCUGAUGAUGGGCUCGAGUGA
This is a messenger RNA of Spirometra erinaceieuropaei, 1782 nucleotides long. The record is from the annotation of a GenBank genome assembly. Lineage: Eukaryota; Metazoa; Platyhelminthes; Cestoda; Diphyllobothriidea; Diphyllobothriidae.